GGUUUUAGCUAUCGUUCGCCACUCUCGCUCCGACUCCCGCCGUUUCCGCGGCUCGUCCCAAACUUGUGCGCACUUCAAAACUAUCUCGACUUUUCGAUUCAAAUCGGAAGCUCAUUCAUCGCUAGCAAAACAAAAUAGCAACUUGUCUUCCUUGAUCGAAUUAUUUUUUGUUGUUAAACCAAUACCAAUUUUCGUAGCUCUUUGAUCGUUACCCGAAUUUGCGUUCCUCCUUCAUUUCUCGGCUGAAUGUUGAACAUCAAGCGCGGACGGGCGAAAGCAGUUAGAAUGAAAACGUUUGCUUUUGCAUCUGAACGGGUUGCGGCCCAAUGUUUGAUAUGUUUCGUGUUAGCGCUGACGGUGACUGAGUGUCUUCCGCUUUUCGAGACGGCCACGGCUGCUUCCGCUUCAUCGUCCACGUCGCCCUAUGUCGAAGAUUUGCUGCGUCUCUAUAACGUUAGCAACGAAGAUGUUGAGGCUUCUCGUCAAAAGCAAAUCGCCAUCCGUCAUUCGGCCAGUGUCAAUCAUCGCCAUUCGCCGCCAUCCAACCGCCAUCAACAACACGACCAGCACUUGUCGUCACUGCACCUUCCGGACGCGGCUUCACCUGCGUCCAGUCUAGACGCUCAAAUUAUCAUUCAUCAGCGCAAUAGAUCAAAUGUGACUGUUAAUAUGAGCACCAGGUCGGCUUUUCAGCGGAAACAGGAGGUCAUCCGCAACAUAUUGGAUUUUGUCAACCAAAACGGUCGUCCUCAAAUGCCGUCAGGCGGCUCAUCGCUCGGUAUCGGCCCGAUUCCUCCGUUUCUUUCGCAUUUCUCGCGUCCAGAAGCCACAGCCGACCUCUAUGAACGUACCCGCUACAUACAGCCAUCAUGUGACACCCCAAAACACACAGACGAAGAAAUGUGGUCGACAGGAGCCACUUUACCGUUAUCGCUUCACUUAUUCUUUAACCUGAGCGGUAUACAAUCUCAAACCCGUCAUGGCUACCAACUCUACGUCACCGCGGCCAAGUUGCGUCUAUUCAAAUUCGCCGAGGGAGAGGCAAUGCCAUCGGUUCCUUUGCCUGCAGAAUCGGCAGAUGCAGGUCUGGCGUCUGAUAGCCUGGAACCAACUCUCCAAACGCUGAAAGCCGUACCAUUCUUCGAGCCUCCGUUGCAUUACGAAGAGAAAAUACGAGUUUCGGUCCACAAUUAUACUCGCGCCUUGAAACGAAAUCGUGUUCAGAAGAAGAAGCUCUUGGACUCACAAAUGGCUUUGGCUAAAGAAGAAAAUUACAUGAAGUUGGAUAUCAAACUGGCUGCUCGAUGGUGGCUUGCCUCGGGUGGCCGCAAUUUCGGACUUGUCAUAGAAGUCGAAGACACAGACGGCCAGCGCAAACCAAUCACUCAAUUCUUCCGCCCGCGCAAUUGCUCUCCAGAAAGUAGUUCGACACGAUCAGACGAACUCAUCGAUCCGGCCAACGUGGCCUCACCUGUCCUCGAGCUGACCCUGAUUGAAAUGCCAGAAGGUAAAAGCGUGUUCGAGGUGCCAUCAAAUGCUGCCAGAGGCAGAAGCGACGACAUGGAAAGCAUCGGCAGUGACGAUGGUGAUGCGUUCACCGAAUUAAUGGAUGAAUCAUCCCCUCGAAGACAUCGACACCAGCAUUCCGUCCAGGCUGUUCACACUUCCCAAGAAGAACAGGCAGAUGAGGCUGUCUUUCGAGUCAACAAUCAUUCAGUAAAGAAUGGCAUACCAUACAAUCCAACAGUUCUUCAGGUCAGCAAGCACCACAGGACUUUGAAUCCAUCCACAAGUCGCUUGGGCCACAGUCAGACAUCCAACCAUCGUUCCACACCGUCUCCAGUGCCUACGUUGGCCACUCUCGAAGAUCACGAUCUCUUCCGUGACACCGAAGACGAGGAAACGACGCGCGCCGAAACUGAGGGUUCUCGUUUUCAGUUACGUCCCACCAGCCUGUUCAUGCAAAGAAUGAUGCAACACCAUCAAAGUCAGCAGCAUCAUUUUAAUUCCAAACCGGCUCACCAUUUACGGACUAAAGACAACAGAAAGCAAUAGAUACUUAGUUCACUGGAUCUGUCAUUGACGGGAUUCGUUUACGGAAGCGAAUAACAUAGAACAAAAAAAAUAAUAACUGAAGAUUUGUUGGAAUACGCUAUGUAAAAAGCAAAUGUAGUUAUGCCCGUCCGAUCGAUUAGCGCUCGAUGGGUGAAACCAUUGUCAAAAUUUCAUCAAUCCCCCCGCCCUUAUUUUUUUUGUUUUUUCCUGCUCGCUUUAGAUUUUUUUCUUUUCGUUCCGGUCCUAUUACAGUCUGAUCGCUUGAAUCGGUAACGUCCAAUUUCAAGUUGAAUAUUUAAAAAAAAAAAAAAAAUGGUAAAAGUACAUCAAUGAAAUAAUUCUAAUUGUACCCUCCCCCUUACACUCACAAUAAUUUUUCUGCUCACGUCUUGCAUGUAAAUUAAAUUAAGCCAACUUCCUUAUGUCAAAAUCAAUACCACAGGUAUAUUACUGAUCUAGAAUUGCCGACUAGAACGUAGACUAGACUGCAACUGUCUAACAGACGCGGCCAACCAUUCCUUACCUAAUAGGUAUUCUCUCAUUCUUUUUUUUUUUUUUUUUAAACUUGAAAACGACGGAUCUAAUAGAUCACAUCGAUUCUUUAAGGUCCCGCUAAAAUUUAUUUCACUUGAUUUUUUUUAAAAUUUGUUCUCCGAAUCUUUUGUCCGACCCUUAGCUUCUAUACAUUUUAACUUGCAACAGCGUUAUUAUCUUAGCCUCAUAGCACUUGAUAGAAUUCAACUCGUUUUUGUCACUAUACCUUUCCAUGUCACAACACUCUCGCCAUUACUUUGUCAGCAUUUCCCAGUUGAACUGAGUUUUUUUUGCGGCACAUGUACAUAUGUCAAGAAAAUAUUUAGCACGCCAGGUACCGCGUGCUGCCCAAUGCUAAUUUAUAUACAGAAAAAAAAUGAUAAGCAAAGCAAAUCGAUGACAGUUAUAAUGGCUCCCAGACAUUACGUUCCUGUAAUAGUUCUGCCUUCCGACAGAACCCUUGUCCCUGUUACCUAUUUAAUAUCGUUGUACGGUAUUUACAUGUGAAUAAACGUGAAAACAAACAUGA
Molecule: messenger RNA, 3118 nt
Organism: Daphnia magna
Lineage: Eukaryota; Metazoa; Arthropoda; Branchiopoda; Diplostraca; Daphniidae
Exons: 7
Coding region: 247-2055 (602 amino acids)
Source: RefSeq, a predicted model, not a curated record